This is a messenger RNA of Cyprinus carpio (common carp), 2260 nucleotides long. RefSeq names its product DnaJ heat shock protein family (Hsp40) member B12b (gene dnajb12b). The transcript has 8 exons. NCBI's taxonomy places the organism in Eukaryota, Metazoa, Chordata, Actinopteri, Cypriniformes, Cyprinidae. Gene Ontology annotation, biological process: cellular response to misfolded protein. Bases 90 to 1148 code for a protein of 352 amino acids. Gene Ontology annotation, cellular component: endoplasmic reticulum membrane. Gene Ontology annotation, molecular function: Hsp70 protein binding. The record is from RefSeq and is a predicted model, not a curated record.
CAUAGGAAACUCUUAUUCAACAUUCGCGUCUCAAUGGUGCGCCCUGCGUGUGUUUAUUAAAUCAUCUGGCGUUUCUGAGUAGCUCAGUGAUGGAGGUGAACCGGGAUGAAGCGGAGCGAUGCAUCGAGAUCGCGCUCGGAGCGCUGGAGGGCGCGCAGCCGGAGAGAGCGCGCAGGUUCCUGGAGAAAGCGCAGCGGCUUUUCCCGACGCGGAGAGCGCGGGAGCUGCUGGCGUCUCUGGAGCAGAACGGCGAGGCGUCGUCUCAGAGAGCCGCUGAUGGCACAGAAGCUGGUCAGCGCAGGCCUGAGGUCAGCAGUAACGACUCCAGUAAACCCUACACACCUGAGCAGGCCGAGGCCGUCAGAAGAAUAAAGCAGUGCAAGAACUAUUAUGAGAUUCUUGGCGUGCAGAAAGAUGCUUCUGAAGACGACCUUAAGAAGGCUUACAGAAAACUGGCGUUAAAGUUUCACCCUGAUAAGAAUCACGCUCCGGGAGCCACGGAGGCGUUUAAAGCUAUAGGAAACGCUUAUGCAGUUCUGUCUAACGUGGAGAAGAGACGGCAGUACGAUCAGUUCGGCUCGGGGCGAUCCAGCCAGACCAACGACACACACUUCGAGGCCGAUAUUUCACCUGAAGAUCUCUUCAACAUGUUCUUCGGAGGAGGAUUCCCUUCGAGUGAGUCUGAGCCUGUGUUUGUGCGGCUGAAGGGCAUCUUGGGUAAUGAAAGGACAUUUACUGGCUGCGGAGGUCUCGCUCUUCUCAUGCAGUUGAUGCCCAUCCUCAUCCUCGUCAUCGUAUCAGCGCUCAGUCAGAUAAUGGUGACCAACCCUCCCUACAGCCUCAGCUUCAGACCGUCAGCGGGUCACACACACAAGCGCGUGACGGAGAUUCUGGGUGUGACGUAUUACGUGAACGAGCGAUUCUCUCAGGACUACAGCGGCGCGAGUCUGAAACGAGUGGAGAGCAGCGUGGAGGACGACUACGUCUCCAACCUCAGGAACAACUGCUGGAGAGAGAAACAACAGAAGGAGGGUCUGCUGUACCGUGCGCGGUAUUUCGGGGACAGUGAUCUGUACCAGCGGGCUCAGCGGAUGGGAACCCCGAGCUGCUCUCGUCUGUCUGAGGUUCAGGCGUCUUUACACGGAUAGAUGAAGCUUCAGUGCACUACCUGGUUCCAAAAACAAUCUCUCCAGUCUGGAAUAUGGAAGAACGCCAUACAUCUGUUUGAAAAACAGGGCUGAGCAUUGCAACAACUACUGAACUUGACUAGAAUUACUUACUGAGGGCUGAAGCUGUGUGUGUGUAUCUGUGUACGUGUGUGUGUGUGCGCAUGCAUGCUAAAGACCAUAUACGUGAGCAAGUGUGUGUGUGUGAGCGUGUACAUGUGUCUGUGUGUGUAUAUGUGUGUGUACAUGCAUGCAUGCUAAGGACCAUGUACUUUGAGCAAGUGUGUGUGAGUGUGUACAUGCAUGCUAAGGAUUGUGUGUGUGUGUGUGUGUGUGUGUGUACAUGCAUGUAUGCAUGCAUACUAAGGACCAUGUAUGUGUGCAAGUGUGUGUGUGUGUACAUGCAUGCUAAGGAUUGUGUGUGUGUGUGUGUGUGUGUGUGUUUGUACUUGCAUGCAUGCAUGCUAAGGACCAUAUACAUGAGCAAAUGGGUGUGUGCGUGUACAUGCAUACUAGGGAUAGUUUGUGUUUGUGUGUGUGUGUGUGUGUGUAUGUGUGCGUGCAUACUAAGGAUUGUGUGUGUGUGUGUGUGUGUGUGUGUGAAACCGGAGCUGGUGUUUUGGACUCCUGUGGAUGAAGGACGUUCCUCACAGUCUGAAUGUUCUGGCCUGAUUUAAAGUUCAUGGUGUUGUUUCUCUAAUUUCAACCUUAUUUUCAGCUCUGGCAGGAAUCAACAAUCUGGUUUUGCAUUAUGAAACAGACUGGGGGGUCCGAUGACAAUAUCUGCAUUUAUUUAUUUGAGUUUGUUUAGAUCGAGAUCAUGACUUUUUAAUGAUUUAUAUUUGUAUGUUUGAGAUUUAUCUAUGCAGGGAUCUUACUGAUUAAAUUAUUGCGUCUGACUUUAUCUGUCCUGCGUGUUAGGAGUAACUACGGCUGCUGUACACAGGUCAUAUUUAUUGAAGAAUUGAAUAGGAAUAUUUAUUUCAUAUGAAGUUUUAUUUUCUACAUGACUUAGUUUCAUCACUGACAGUGACUACGCUGCAAUUAUUUCACUCUGAAUACAAAUAAAGGUUGUACGUGCCACUGUCCACAGA